AUGCCGUCUCGUCCCCUCAAAUUGUCGGACAAAGCCGCCCUGCCAUUCAAGACUGCAAACAAGCAGCGCAGACAAGAACUCCAUCUGAAGCAGAAGCGGGCACGAGAUGCACUGAAACGAGCCGAGCGGUUCGGGCGCAAGAAGGAAGAGGCAAAGAACCCAAAAUUAAAAGCAGAAAGGCUGCAGAGAAAUGUCCCCGCCACGCUCGACCGGAAACGUGUUUACGAUGAAGUCGAGCAAGAGCCUGAAGAUGGUGGACUAGGCAAAGUGUAUGAUGUUGAAAGGCUGAAGAGGCGGAAGUUGGAAGAGGAGCAGGAUCUCCUCGAAGACGAUAUCCAAGAUGAGGAAGCAGGUGAUAAUGACGACGAAGACGACAAGGAUUCUAUGCUCGACUCCGACUCGGAUGUACAGCACGAAGACGAAAAGGGCUCACUGUCCGACAGUGAGACAGAGACAGCCGAAGACCCUCUCCCAUCCAAAGCACAACUGAAAUCCAGCACAAUGCGCUCCCAAAACCAACCACACAGAUCCAGCUCACCCACGCGCUCUACAACCUCAACGAACCUCUCCCUCGCACCCGCUGCCCUGGCCGCGAAAUUCCCAACACUGUUCCCCUCCACAGAUGACGACGGCGGCGACACACCUGCACCACCAGAGCCCAAGAUCCUCAUAACCACCUCCAUCAACUCAACCCUGCACUCCGAAGCCGCGAUGCUGACCUCCCUCUUCCCGAACUCGAAAUAUAUCCGCCGGUCGUCCCACCGGUACGGCUACAAAUUCAGCGUGCGCGAGAUCUCUCAGUUCGCCGCCAAACACGGCUACACCUCGGUCAUCGUGCUUGAAGAAUCCCAAAAGAAGCCCUCCGGCAUGACGAUCGUGCACCUGCCGGUGGGCCCGACCUUCCACUUCAGCAUCUCGAACUGGUACACCAGCAAAUCCAUCCCGGGCCACGGGCGCGCGACAGGCCACAUCCCAGAGCUGAUCCUGAACAACUUCACCACGCCCUUGGGCCUGCUGACCGCGCACCUCUUCCGCUCGCUGUUCCCCGCCACUCCGGAUCUGCAGGGCCGCCAGGUGCUGACCCUGCAUAACCAGCGCGACUACAUUUUCCUGCGGCGGCAUCGCUAUGUUUUUCGUGAGAAGCGUGAGACUGAGAAGGCCGUGGUCGGCGCGGAUGGCAGGGAGAUCCAGGGCGCUGUGAAGGGCAUCCGCGCGGGCUUGCAGGAGCUGGGCCCCAGGUUGACGCUCAAGUUGCGCAGGGUCGAUAAGGGCAUCCAGCGCGCCAGCGGCCAAGAUUGGGAGUGGAAGAGUCGCAUGGAGAUGGUGAGGACGAAGUUCCAGCUUUGA
Exophiala aquamarina CBS 119918 is the source of this 1347-nucleotide messenger RNA. RefSeq lists its product as uncharacterized. NCBI's taxonomy places the organism in Eukaryota, Fungi, Ascomycota, Eurotiomycetes, Chaetothyriales, Herpotrichiellaceae. The transcript has a single exon. Gene Ontology annotation, molecular function: rRNA primary transcript binding. Gene Ontology annotation, biological process: maturation of LSU-rRNA; maturation of 5.8S rRNA. Bases 1 to 1347 code for a protein of 448 amino acids. The record is from RefSeq and is a predicted model, not a curated record. Gene Ontology annotation, cellular component: preribosome, large subunit precursor; nucleolus.